Venturia canescens is the source of this 1229-nucleotide messenger RNA. RefSeq names its product LETM1 domain-containing protein 1. The record is from RefSeq and is a predicted model, not a curated record. The transcript is spliced from 3 exons. Gene Ontology annotation, molecular function: ribosome binding. Gene Ontology annotation, cellular component: mitochondrial inner membrane. NCBI's taxonomy places the organism in Eukaryota, Metazoa, Arthropoda, Insecta, Hymenoptera, Ichneumonidae. Bases 134 to 1195 code for a protein of 353 amino acids.
UCUCACUGAUAUUCGAGUAUUAUUCUUAGAAGUAUUUAUAUUUUUGUAUUUAAAUAAAAAUAGGAAGAUGUGUGUGACGAGGGACCAAUGAAAUAUUAAUAAAACAAGCAGAAUUUUAUUCUUAAUCGUGAAAAUGUAUAAUUUGCGUAUCCCAGUGCAAACAUUAGUACUACGCCAGAGGUGCAACAAUUGGCGAAAUUGUUACAAAUAUUUGAUCGAUAGAGGUUAUGCGUAUAAAGAUGGAAAAAGUGUUGAACCAAAACAAUCAAUGGGUUUUCGAAAAUAUUGGAUGUCACGGUAUAUGAAUUACAUAAAAAAUUAUCAAACAACGUUGGAAAAAAAUUUUCCAAAACCGAUGCAUGUAUACAGAGUAUUUAGCAUUGGAUCCAAAGAUUUUUUUUUGGAUUUAAAAAAGUAUCUUUCCGUAAGAAAACUACAUAGAAAAGGGGGUUUGAAAUGUUUAACACACGAGGAAUUACAAUUGUGGCACACAUUUCCCAGUGAUUUAAUUCAAAUAUCACCACUUUUCUUAGUCUCUGCUAUUCCGUUCACAAAUUAUAUCAUUUUUCCAAUGGCUUAUUUAUUUCCACGAUUAUUGUUGACUUCGCACUUCUGGUCCUUGGAACAACGCUUCAAUUUUAUGUUGAGCAAUCAUAAAAAACGAUUGAAGCAUAACAAACCUUUGCUCAGAUGUUUACAAAGUAAAUUAGACACAAUUCAAAACUCUUCGCUUAAAAUCAAAUGGAGCGGCAUUGUGGCUUGUCUUGGUAGUGGAACACAUCCUACACCGUCAGAAAUUAUUUCAUGCAUUCAGUUGUUUUCUAGUCCUCCGUACUCCUUGGAUUCAUUAACAAGAAAACACACGAAAGAAUUGCUGGCUAUUCACGGGAUGAGUAAGUGGAUACCCCGCAGAAGGCAGAGGCUACGUGAAAGAAGUAUAUUAAUACAGGCAAUGGAUAACUCCAUAAAGAGAGAAGGAGGUCCUAGCAAACUGCCGAACGAGGCAAUACGUUGGGCACUAUCAUUCCGAGGAGUUAAUCCAGCAAAUAUGCCACGAGAAAGUAUGCAAGAUUGGCUUAAUAACUGGCUGCAAAUUUCGGCCCAAGUGGACGAGAACAGUAUAUCCCUUCUAUUACACAGUCCAAUUUUAUUAGCGUAUAAUUAUCCGACCAAUUGGACGCUUUUGUAUCACUAAAAAUCCUUAUAAUAAAUAAAUUGAUGGGUCUGUA